Messenger RNA from Trypanosoma grayi, 1023 nucleotides. RefSeq lists its product as hypothetical. Lineage: Eukaryota; Euglenozoa; Kinetoplastea; Trypanosomatida; Trypanosomatidae. The record is from RefSeq and is a predicted model, not a curated record. The transcript has a single exon. The coding region runs from base 1 to 1023 and encodes 340 amino acids.
AUGCGGCGACUACGCCGAGCGAAGGUGUGCCAUGUGCCCAAGUUCGCUGUGAUCAUUGUGGCGGUAUGGGCCGUGCUCGCGCUGGCGAUGACGUACCGCGGCUGGGUCAAUAACACGUCAGGCGCUGCGGUGCCGCUGCCAGACGUGUUUUCCGCUGUCGGUGCGGCGCGCGUGCGUCUGCUGCAACGACCGGACGUGAUGGUCGACCUCCGCGCUGCGCGGGAGUAUGACACAUCGCUGUGCCCCGUCGAGCCAGCGGGACGCGAGCAGCCGCAGCUGCUGGAGUUCCUUCGCUUCUUCACGCGCGUAUUCCGCGAGACGUACAACAACUUGCCGUGGUGGAUGGAUGAGGGGAGCCUCAUCGGCAUCGGACGUGCCGGCGCCGUCUCGAACGCCGACGACGACUUCGACUUCUUUGUGCUGCUGCCGAACACGACGUCGCCGUGCAGGCCGGGGUCCCUCGAGUGCACGCCGGCGGAGUUCAACGCCCUCAUUCAUCGCUUCCUCCUCCCGCUGUGGAAGGCUGGCGCGUGCAUCCACUGGUUUCACCCCGACCCCAGCAAGUACGACGCAAAGAUGCGGCUGAUGUAUUCGCUGCAGCUCCACCGGCGCGACGACUUGAAGAAUCCGCUGGAUUGUUUUGACAGGAAAGCACCGUUGGCACACAUGCACCUUGGCAUGCUCAACGCGGACGGCGAGCUGGAGACGAAUAAGUGGGUGGGGCCUCGCAGCCACCCAAGGGACAAGCUGCCGCUAAAUGUGAUUCUUCCUGUGCAACGCUGCCGCAUGGGGACCAGUGACGCUCCGUGUCCAAACGACAUUGUCAGUUACCUGAAAAUGCGCAACGAAGAAGAGUACGUGCGCCGCUCUAGUGAAGGCCGCUGCCUGUUGGUGAAGAAAAGGUGGAGUAUUGAGCGUAAGCAGAACCAAGUGAAGAGUGUUCGACUGCUUCAUGACUGUGGGUACAACAGUAUGAUUCAGCUGGUGAAGCCGUUGAUAGACUCGGGUUAUGCCACCUGUUGA